This is a messenger RNA of Leptomonas pyrrhocoris, 1677 nucleotides long. RefSeq lists its product as hypothetical. Lineage: Eukaryota; Euglenozoa; Kinetoplastea; Trypanosomatida; Trypanosomatidae. Gene Ontology annotation, molecular function: nucleic acid binding. The coding region runs from base 1 to 1677 and encodes 558 amino acids. The record is from RefSeq and is a predicted model, not a curated record. The transcript has a single exon.
AUGGACGAACUCUUCGACGACGAGAUGCGCACCAACGCGCUCAACGACCCUGGGCUCUUUCUCGAUCUGGAGGAGGACGACGAUGACGUGGUGCUGUCGGGGGCGCUGUCCUUACCAAACACCCUGAUGCCCCCACCGCCGUCCGAGCAUUCGGCAUCCCAGCCACCGCAGCAACAGUCUGUAGGGCAAUCUUCCACCACCUCACGACUCUCCGGCAUGGGUAUUCCAAAACUGGAUGUGACAGUGCUGAACGACGUGACGCCCAACCCAGCCGCGCAGAUGCAGCCGCAGCAGCAACUACAGCACAACGGCACUCCAGGCACGGCGAACACCCCCGCGGCGUACUCCCGCGACGGCGCUGUGGACCAGCUUGCUUUAGCAUAUGGAUCUUCGAAUCCGAACUCCCCCCCGCACAACACUGCCACGUCGCCCAAUUUGGCCGCCUUUAACGUCUACAGCAACAUCGCCUGCCCCCCGCUGUGUGCUAAAAACUUGAACUUCCGCGACUUCCUGAAUAAAAAAAUUGUCCCGCAAAAGAUCGAAAAUGAAGAAUCCACUGGCGUCUUUGUGGGCCAGCUGCCCAGCAGCUACUCGGAGGACGACAUUGAGGCGUUGCUGAAAGCGAUUGGCAACGAGUAUGGGCAGACGGUGCAGGUGCGCGAUGUGAAGAGCCACAACCGCGACCGCACCUGCGCCUUCGUCAUGAUCAACGCCGGCGCGCUGAACGCCGUGCUGGACUUCACCAAGCGCGUACUGUGCGACAUCAACUGCGUCUGGGUAGUGGAUCACAGCCAGGCCGCACAGCUGCCCAUCUUUGUGCAGCAGAUGCCGCGCGAUCAACUCCGCGGCGUGCCGAAGGCGGCGUUGGUGCUCGAGAAGCUCACCCCGCAGUCCAAGCCGCGCCACAUCGCGCACCCCGCCCAGACUGGCCUCCCGACCAGCCCGUCAGCGGCGUACGGCGGAAUUCAGCCGAACUUGAUUAGUUCGAUGUCGGUGAUGACACACCCGGUCAUCCUGCAGCAGCAGCAGCACGGCGGCGUCGCACCAGGCGUGGGAAUGGUGCCGCCCGCUGCGUUCAUGGACGCAACCGGUCUUCAAGCCACGUCGCCGUUUGCUGGGUCUGGCUACGUGCCGUCGCCGUCCAUGGGCAACGCACUGCCGCAGUUCUUCAGCACCGGUGCGUUUCAAGAUCCUGGCGCCACCGGCGCGCUGUUCAGCGCCAACGGCGGCGCUCCCAGCCCAACCUCCGUGUACGCGAUGCAGAUGGGGACCAACAGCAGCAUCGCAAGCAUUGAGGCGGCAAAUCAAAUGAUGAUCGCCGCCUCGCGCUCGCGCACCAACUCGCAGAGCCACCAACUGAACAUGGCACCUCUCCCCGUACCUAACGGGUCGGCGGACGGCUUAGCGCCAGUGCGGACGGCGGUGCAGCUCACCUCCACCUUGCAACAGGAACACUGCAGCUGUGGACGAAUGCUGUUUCUGUCGCAGUACCCGAAGUCCGGCACGUGCGCCAAGUGCAGUGCCAUCAUCAACUCAAACGAGGUUGCGUACUGGUGUCCGAACGGACACAUCGCGGUGUGCAUCAUGUGUGCCCUUCAAACAAGCGUCACCACGGACGCGAACUCUGGCACGAACGCUCGCGUUAUGCAGCCACAAAGCGAAGUAAUGCUUCAUUAA